Messenger RNA from Gigantopelta aegis, 429 nucleotides. RefSeq names its product fibrinogen-like protein 1. The coding region runs from base 1 to 429 and encodes 142 amino acids. The record is from RefSeq and is a predicted model, not a curated record. NCBI's taxonomy places the organism in Eukaryota, Metazoa, Mollusca, Gastropoda, Neomphalida, Peltospiridae. The transcript has 2 exons.
AUGGAUUGCUCGGAAGGUUUCCAAUACUCAUACUAUGCCGGAAAGAAGGCUAUUUUCCAGAUCAAACCGAUUCGAUCGCCCUACCCAUUCAAUGUCUUCUGUGACAUGAGAUACGGUGGGAGAACGGUCAUCCAGAGCCGCUUCAAGAAAAAAAACUUAUUUCAGAAAUCCUGGUCGGAGUACAAGUCUGGAUUCGGCAACUUGGCGUCUCCGGGCGACUUUUGGCUGGGCAAUGAAAAAAUCCAUUACAUCACUACGAGCAGACGACAGAAAUUGCUGGUCCAGACGUUUGUCGGACUUUACUGGAGACAGAUCUACCACCUCGACUUCACGGUCGGGAGCGAGUCGGAAAAUUUCAGGAUGAACUUCGACUCUACCAAGGUCACGGCCACCUCCGGACGGAGAAUCGAACGUCGAUUGUGCCGGUGA